Messenger RNA from Marmota monax (woodchuck), 6216 nucleotides. It is a transcript of the gene Fmo4, whose product is annotated as flavin containing dimethylaniline monoxygenase 4. The record is from RefSeq and is a predicted model, not a curated record. Gene Ontology annotation, molecular function: NADP binding; N,N-dimethylaniline monooxygenase activity; flavin adenine dinucleotide binding. Lineage: Eukaryota; Metazoa; Chordata; Mammalia; Rodentia; Sciuridae. The transcript has 10 exons. Bases 383 to 2107 code for a protein of 574 amino acids.
GACCGCGCAGGCCCGAGCUCCCGUCUGUACCAACUCUUUAGAGCGAACACUUCCUGCUGUCACCAGCCUGAGAGGCCAGUCGCUUUGCUUUUAGGCAGAGAGGGCUGUGAUCAAAGUCAGCCUUAGGUUUACUCUUAGGACAAGUGAUUUGGGUUUCAGAGAGAGGGGGAGAGACACACUCUGGCUGUUCGGCUCGAGCGUCUGCUCCAUGUAACGAGGUCCCAUCAGCUGGUGAGAGGAAGAAGCAGAAGCAGAAGCAGAGAUCAGACCUCUCUAUUUCAGGUGAAAGAAGGGUAUUUCAAGCACUAUAAAAUUCCUGUGUCAAGGGCUCCCUUUCAACCUCGUCACUUGAAGAAGCUCUGCUUGACCUUCCUCCAACCCCAUGGCCAAGAGAGUUGCAGUGAUUGGAGCUGGUGUGAGUGGCCUGUCCUCCAUCAAGUGCUGCUUGGAUGAGAACCUGGAGCCCACCUGCUUUGAGAGAAGUGAUGACUUCGGGGGACUUUGGAAGUUCACUGAAGAUUCCAAAGAUGGGAUGACCAGGGUCUAUCGGACGUUAGUGACAAAUGUCUGCAAGGAAAUGUCAUGUUAUAGUGACUUCCCUUUCCAAGAAGAUUAUCCCAAUUUCAUGAGACAUGAGAAAUUUUGGGACUAUCUACAAGAAUUUGUUGAGCGCUUUGACCUCCUGAAAUACAUUCGGUUUAAGACCACUGUGUGCAGCGUGACAAAGCGUCCAGACUUCUCCGAAACGGGUCAGUGGGAUGUCGUCACAGAGACGGAGGGCAAGCAGGACAGAGCAGUCUUUGAUGCUGUCAUGGUGUGCACAGGACACUUCCUGAGUCCCCAUUUGCCUUUGGAGUCCUUUCCUGGAAUCCAUAAUUUUAAAGGCCAGAUCCUGCACAGUCAAGAGUACAAGAGCCCAGAAGGCUUUCAGGGGAAACGUGUCUUAGUGAUUGGUCUUGGGAACACUGGAGGAGACAUUGCGGUGGAGCUCGGCCGAACAGCAGCUCAGGUACUUCUCAGUACUAGAACUGGCACCUGGGUUAUCAGCCGCUCUUCAGACAGAGGCUACCCUUUUAACAUGAUGAUCACAAGAAGAUGCUAUACGUUUAUUAACCAACUGCUGCCUCCAUGUUUCAUAAACUGGAUUCAAGAGAGGCAGAUGAGUAAAAGACUAAACCAUGAGAUUUAUGGAUUGAGUAUCACAAAGGGGAAGAAAAAAAAAUUCAUCGUGAAUGACGAGCUGCCAACCUGCAUCCUAUGUGGGCUGGUCACUAUGAAGACCGGUGUGAAGGGAUUCACAGAGACCUCUGCCAUCUUUGAAGAUGGGACAGUGGAGGCCGACAUUGAUAUUGUCAUCUUCACUACAGGAUACAUAUUUUCUUUUCCCUUUCUUGAAGAACCUCUCCAAAGCCUUUGUAGAAAGAAGAUAUUCCUACAUAAGUGGGUCUUUCCCUCAAGCCUGGAGAGAGCAACAUUAGCCAUCAUUGGCCUUAUCAGCCUUAAGGGGUCCAUCUUAUCAGGCACAGAGCUCCAAGCACGGUGGGCCACAAGAGUGUUCAAAGGACUCUGUAAGAUCCCUCCACCCCAGAAGCUGAUGGCCGAGGUCACUAAAAAGGAGGAGCUCAUUCAAAGGGGUGUGAUCACGGACGCCACUCAGGACAAGCUCGACUACAUCCUCUACCUGGAUGAGCUUGCUGCGUGCAUAGGCGCCAAGCCCAGCCUCCUGCUGCUGCUCCUCAGGGAUCCCAGACUCGCCUGGGAAGUCUUCUUUGGACCCUGCACCCCUUACCAAUACCGCCUGGUGGGCCCCGGAAGAUGGGAAGGAGCCAGAAAUGCCAUCCUGACCCAGUGGGACAGGACCCUGAAGCCUCUCAAAACCCGAGUCCCUCCUGACACCCCCAAGCCUGCCUCCACGUCACACUGCUGGAGAGCUUGGGGUGGCCCUGUCCUGCUGGCCUCUCUCCUACUUAUCUAUAAGUCUUCACUUUCCAAGUGGAUGCAGGACAGACUCUCCCCUCAGCUAGGGCUGUGCUUUGGGUGUGCCCCCUGGAGUUCAUGGGCUGGCAGACUGGCCUCCAGCGUGGCAGCACUGAGAGGUGGGGACUAGGGGAGGGACUGGGGUCAUGCAGACUCUACCUACCCUCACAAAUGGAUCAGUGCCACUCACAGAACUGGAUUAGUUUCCAUGAGGUUGUUAUAAAGUGAGGCUGCCCCUUGUUUUCUCUCCUUCUAAGGCACCUGCUUGAGAGGCAAACCUCCCACCUUUCAACAUGUCAUGAAAGCACAGUCCUCACCAGAAGUUCCCCUAGGCCCUUGGACGUCCCAGCCUCCAGAACUGUGAGCCAAAGAAACUUAUUUUCUUUAUAAAUUACUAAUCUCAGGUCUUCUGUUACAGCCAUGGAAAAAUGGACUAAUACACCUAUAGUGUUUGGUGAGGACGAAGCUGAUUGGUUUCAAGGGUCAAACCAUGCCAUGAUGAUCCUAUCUUCAAGUAUCUUGUGUAUCCCUUCUCUCCUUCCACUGUAACGUCUACAAUCCAAGUUCAGGUCUAGUCGUCUCUUAGCAGGAUUAUUAUAUUGUGUAUCACUCUUUGGUCUCAGUACCCUCUUUCUCUUUCCAGUGCACAUUCUAUCCUGCUAGCUAAAGCAGCUACCCUAAAAUAACAGUGUGAUCAUCAUUGCCAAACAUAAAAGUGUGAGCAGUCCUGCCUAAAAUUAAAAUGAUCAUCAUUCAUAUCAGGGUCCUGAGAGGAAUAAGAUGAUGAUACUCAAAUAAUUUGUGGAAAUUUAAUAUAAAGAUUAAUCAAGAAGAUGUGAGCAUUGCUGGGAAAUUGUAGGGAUCAUAACAUGCCCUCAGACUACAGUGAGGUGGCUUUACUAUCCCUAGACCAAAGCAGGCCAGGAAGGAGAGGAAUUACUAACCAAAGAAGGAAGGAGCUUUGUACAACAAGAGACACGGCUUUCAGCUGCGCGAGGAAGGAGGGCCUGAUGGCCCCCAGAGUGGGAAGCUGAGGGGCAGACGGUCUGUACUCUCUUCCUUCCCUCAUUCACCUCCAAAGCCAACCAAGAGCCUGAGGCGGGGUGCCAGCUGUUGUCCAGGAGUCGGCCUCCAGGGCCGGUCACCUUGAUGUGUGUGCAGCUGAGACUACUGACUGGCAGCUGAGACCACUGGUCAAGGUCACUCCCUGGAGAAGGAGACGUGGAUCAUCACCUUAACUCUGGUGUCAGCCAUGAGGCCCUGGCCAAGCCAUGUAGCCUUUCCAAGCCUCAGUGCCCUCACCUGCAAAGUGAAGGUAACAGUAGCACCAAGUGCAGGGUGAGCAGUGAGAGACGGUGCAAGGCAUCUGUGCAGAACUGAAAGACAUUUCCUAAUCUCUGCAUUAAGGGGCUGUUGUGUAACCAGGAGCCUUGGCCUGUACAGCUCAGUCACUCUUUUGUCCUUGUGUCCCCUCCACCCUCAGAUGGACUCUCCUGAAUGCAGCAGGUAAACAUUAGCAAAGGAGGGUUAGAAAUAGCCAUCCUGAAACGACCAGUGAAGGUGUCUGGGUUUACCUGUGCUCCUCGGUGGACUUCCAACCCCGCUAAAGCAGACCAACAGGAGCAACGUCCAGCUUAAGCUAACCGCACACCCGUUCUUGAGGGAGAGUGUGGAACUGAGAAUGUCUCUUAGUUCAUCAGAGCUUAAACUUAUAAUGUGCUAUUUUUUCAAUGCAGUAAUUUUUAAAUAAUGAGUCAAACACUCAGAGAAGGAAUUUACUCUGGUUUUCACAGAAAGGAGGAGACAGAACAGGGAUUUUAACCAAAUAUAUGCAACCCUGGAGCCACUAGCUGCCUUGGGAGGUAACUUCCCUGUUGUCUCAAGCCCUUCAAUUGGUCAGUGAAGCCGGGACCUUUUCCACCUCUUCCUCCAGGAAGCCUGCGCCUGCCUGCCUGCCUGCCUGCCUGCCUGCGGGCUCCCUCCUCUGCACUGCCUUCCCACCCUGAACAGACUGGGAGCAUUGUGCUUGGCAAGUCCAUGACUCUAGGCCUCAAAGAACCCCCAAUACCAGGAAAAUCCCACUGGGAGUUAACCCAUUGACUCGAGAUUUGAUUUGAGAAUCAAAUUUUCAGAGUAAAUAUUAGGGGAAAAUACUAGGUUUGAUCAAGACUUCAUUGAGAAGUGAGAUCAGAAUUAUGAAAAUAAGUUUGCUUGUUCUUUUUAAAUGUCUUUUGUUAAUGUAUUAACUUUUUAGAUUUUUUUCUAAUCAGUCAUACAUGACAGCAUUUGUUUCAUUGUACACAGAGCACGACUUUUCAUUUCUCUGGUUGUACACAAUGUAGGGUCGCACCAUUUGUGCAGUCAUACAUGUACCUAGGGUAAUGAUGUCCUUCUAAUUCUACCAUCUUUCCUACCCACACACCCUCUCCCCCAUCCCUCCCCUUUGCCCAAUCCAAAAUUCCUCCAUUCUUUCCAUGCCCCUCCCCCAUUAUGGGUCAGCAUUCUCUUAUCAGAGAGAACAAGGCACACUCAUGCAUGGCUGCUGGGACUGCAAAUCGGUGCAACCACAGUGGAAAGCAGUACAGAGAUUCCUUAGAAAACUUGGAAUGGAACCACCAUCUGACCCAGCUGUCCCACUCCUCAGUCUACACCCAAAGGACUUAAAAUCAGCAUACUACAGUGACAUAGCCACAUCACAAUUUAUAGCAGCUCAGUUCACAAAAGCUAAACCAUGGAACCAACCUAGAUGCCCUUCAAUAGAUGAAUAGAUAAAGAAACUGUGAUUGAUAUAUAUAUAUAUCACUAAAAGAGAAUAAAAUCAUGGCAUUUUCAGGUAAAUGGAUGGAACUGGAGAAUAUCAUGCUAAGUGAAGUAAAUCAAUCCUAAAAAAACAAAGGCCAAAUGUUUUCUCUGAUACGUGGAUGCUUGGCCUUUCAUUUAGCCAAAUUUGGAUUAUAACUGGAACCAUCUUCUAAAAGGAAUUGCCUAGUUGUGAGAAUUUACAUGACAGCUAGAUAAAACACCUUUAUGACUUCCUUUACUACAUAUUCAACUUUCAAAACUAGGCUAUAAGUUAGCAAUAUUUUAAUAGUCAAGGUUUUCAUUGAUUUUGCCAAGGAACUAAAAUUUCAAUCCUCUCAUAUUUAUACAAAUCUCUUUUGAAACUCCUGUCAUCACACAUGCCAAUCAUCUCUAAGCCAUUCUUGAAACGUCUUCCUGGUUUAAUGCUGCUAGAUCCAGAGUUGCCAUGGCUUAGCAGUCCUCCAGUAUCACCUUUGGCAAUUUUUGGGGGGAAAUCCUUAUUUUGCAAUAUAUGUAAUUUCACUUUGUCAAUGAUUUGCAUUAGAGUCUGCAUGAUCACACAAUCACCAGAGUCUGACCACAAAGACAUUGGCAUCCAGAAGAGGCUGUCCCGUUGAAUAGGCAUGUGGGUUUUAGAGAAAAUAAAUUUUAAGUGCUCAGUUAAUUCAUUCAUUAACUCAACAAAUAUGCAUUGAGCACUUACUGUGUUCCAAGCACUCUUCUAGACUGAGGUAACCAUGGUCAGUAAAGAGAAAGUCCUUGACGUCAUGGAACACAUACUGCACUGUGACAGGCAGCGAUGUGACAACUGCCAGGAAGACCAACCAAGCAAGCUUCAGAGAGGGUGGGGGAGCCAGCCAGGACGCUCACACAAAGCUUCUCUGAAGAGGUGACACCCGAAAUGUUCCCAGUGGAAGCUGGGUAAAGUGAGAGAGUGGCCCCGGGACAGUCUCACGGAAGGCGUUGUUUCUGUCAGCAAUCAGUAAGUGGCCUUGGGGCAGGCGUGUUAGAACAGCGGCCACCAACCUUGUUCACACCAUGAUGCACACAGAAGAUGAAGACAGUCUUUGUGAGCCACGCUAAGAUAAGCCGAUAAGAUAUGGGGAAGGGAGAUCAUUGUGAGCACAGGGAAAAUCAUCUUUUCAUAUUGAAGUAAAAUUGCUUAAGCCAAAAAAUACCGAAAUAUUAAAUAUAGAAUCUAUAAUAUACUUCCAAAUAAAAUUUCACAGGUUUUGGUUAAAACUUGAAUUCACCUCUAGGGGUUUUCUAUCAUAAUUGAUAUCCUACGUUAACUUCUAAAUAAGAUUUUUAAACGAUGAUCUCUUUAUGUUAUUACAAGUUGGUAUGAAAAUAAUGUAAAACCAUUUCACAGCCAUUCAAAAAAAUUGAAACCGUUGAAAUAAUUUCUUUCAUCAAUAAAUGUAACAUUGAAAGCUU